UGAGAAAACAUUAAAAUUAAAAAACUAGAGUAAAAACUCCCUUUUAACGGUGUUGAGCAUUUUGAUGGUCACACACUCAAAUCGCGCAACAAUGGCAAUGGCAUGACAAUUUCCAAUCAUAUUCAUAGGUAUUGAUCAGUGAUUCCACUUCACGCAGCGAGCGACAAUGGCCAACAACAACAGAAAUAUUGCAGCUGGUGGAGUAUUUCAUUAUUCAUCUACCCAAGAAUCAACAAAUAUAGAUGGAUUUCAUUUAGAUCAUAAUACAGGCUCACCAAAUAUAGAUGAAGAUAGUUCAGUUGACAGUAAAGAAUAUUUGGAAAUUGCAAUGGCAAAUGCACUAUUAGCAUGGGCUAAAGAAUCUAAGGCAAAAACAGAUGCAAUUUUAAUGGAGAGGUUUAAGUCGAGGAGUAUAAAUGCUGAUUAUUCUCUGACUAAGUGCGUGAAUGUUCUUAACGAGAUUGAAGAUAUUACAGACCACGUUUAUAUGAAAGCUCUGGAAAAGUUUAAGGAUCCUGAUUGGAGGGAAAUGUUUCUUUCUAUGUCUAGUGAUAGGAGAAAGGGAUGGCUAGUUAGACUUUAGGAAAAUUGAUGUAAUGAGCUUAUCUUUACUCAUUAGUGUUCUGUUUGAUCAACAUGUGUAUAUGUGUGUUUUUGAGCUUUAUGGUUAUUUUGUGAAACUUUUUAUCAUGUAAUUUUGCUUGAAUUGAUUGGUUAUUAAUUCACCAAACUUGAAAGAAAUAGAUACUUUGAAUUGCACAUCAUUGACAUCCUAA
Messenger RNA from Cicer arietinum (chickpea), 776 nucleotides. RefSeq lists its product as uncharacterized. The record is from RefSeq and is a predicted model, not a curated record. NCBI's taxonomy places the organism in Eukaryota, Viridiplantae, Streptophyta, Magnoliopsida, Fabales, Fabaceae.